UGAUCAGGAUUCUCCCUGAUCGCCUCACCUGGACCCGUCCCACUGGGAAGAGACCCAGAACUCACUGGAGCGUUUAUGACACACAGCAGAGCUGAUGACAGCACCAGGCUUUAACCACCAGAGGGUGUAACGUCAAAACAUCUGGACUCGCUUACGUCGCGUAAAUCAUUAUCCGUUUGAUGUUUGCCGCCGAUUGAAAACAAUUGGCCAAUUGUUGCUUUUGAAGAGCGUAAGGUUAUUGAAUUCUCCAUUUGUAUUUGUUGGAAGAUUUAUAAUUUAGAAUAGUUUAAUAUGCUAUAAAAGGUAUAAAAGCCAUAAAUAUGUGACAUAUCCCAACAGAGCUGAACACUUGAUGUGUUAAAGGGCAAAAAUACCACAAGAUUAUAUAAGUGGCUGCAAACCAUAUCAACAUAUGAACACUUAACAACUUCCUUUAAAGUCACACAUUAAGCGUUAAAUCAGUUAUGAUCACCUUGUUGCAUUCCUAACUAAAUGUUUGCAUCUGUCCAAAUUCUUCAUUAAUGAAAUAUUUUACAUUUCUUUAUUGAAAAGCUCAGUUUUUGGGUUUUGUUGGGUACCAUCUUUAGAAAACAAUCACUUAUUAAGGCACCAAACCCACAUGUGGGUGUGUAUCGACACACAGAUCGAACACCUGAGCGAUAACAAGCUCAGCGUGUAGCAAAGGGAGUUCAGCAGUAGCAACGUAACGAGUUGUUCUUCAUGUUCAUCCAACCUCCUCUGAGUAUAUUCAUGUUUAUUUUUGCGUUAUCAACGGUCAGGCAGGUGAACAUAUCUGAUUAGAUUGGGGGUAGCUGCACUGACUCUUGGCCUUUGUUCCCUUCCUGCUGUAACCGUCACUCGCUGUGUUUGACUUUCGGCUCGUCAGAGUCAGCGGCGAUCCUCCUGUCUCGUUCACAGCCUUUUAUGGUCCGAGUCGCUUUUCCUUCGCUCGCAUUCGGCUUGAAGAGGCUGUCAGAGAAGAGAGAGCGGACAGUUUGUUAGGCUGAAAGGGAUAAUCCUGACAGGAUGUGUUGUACUGGACAGUGUGCCCGCCUGGUGGGCCUGAUCCUGCUGCCGUCGGCCUUCAUCUGCAUGAUCUCCAACUUGCUGCUUUUCUUCCCCAAUGGGGAGAAGCUGCAAACCAACCAGAUCACCCUGCAGGUCUGGCUCAUGGGGGGCAUCAUCGGCGGAGGUCUCUUUAUGCUGUGCCCGAGCUCCUCAGCUAUCAGGGCCGGGGGCAAGGGCUGCUGUGGACAAGGCUGCUGCGGCAAUCGCUGCAGGAUGCUGAGCUCAGUCUUUUCUUCUGUCUUCGGCCUGCUGGGGGCAGUUUACUGCUCAUGUGUGGCCAUAGCUGCGUUGGCGGUGGGACCUAAGUGUCAGAUUGAUGAUGGCCAAUGGAAAUACCCCUUUGAGGACUUGGGCACGGGUAACAGCAGCUAUCUUUGGGACCAGGACUUGUGGUCAGAUUGCAAGAAGCCUCAAAACAUAGUUCUGUGGCAUAUCGUGCUGUUCUCCAUCCUGCUGGGGAUGGGCUUGCUGCAGCUCAUACUCUGUGGCAUCCAGGUGAUCAACGGCUGCUUAGGAUGCAUCUGUGGCGACUGCCAGGACGACAGCGAUGGAAAAAAAUAAACAAACUUUAUGAAGCUUUGAAAGCAUGCUUCAUCCUGUCAGAGUGAAAGUGGAUUAUAAAGGUGAAGAAGAAGAGAAUCUUGCAGAGACCAUCCAUCACCUCUGGGAAUGUGACCUUUGGUUCAAAUUUUUUGCUGAAUAACCUAUAAUAUUUUUCUUUUCUUUUAAUUUGUUUUACUCGGUAUAAAUGUCCACCCUUUUACUCCAUUUUGUAUGUUUUAUUUUGCUCAUGUGUUUUGGUGGCAGAUAAUUUUACUGAGCCCAAUAAAAACUCCAUACGUUAGCAUGAAA
Messenger RNA from Poecilia latipinna (sailfin molly), 1920 nucleotides. RefSeq names its product transmembrane 4 L six family member 5 (gene tm4sf5). The transcript has 6 exons. The coding region runs from base 1027 to 1629 and encodes 200 amino acids. Gene Ontology annotation, cellular component: membrane. Lineage: Eukaryota; Metazoa; Chordata; Actinopteri; Cyprinodontiformes; Poeciliidae. The record is from RefSeq and is a predicted model, not a curated record.